Molecule: messenger RNA, 3259 nt
Organism: Betta splendens (Siamese fighting fish)
Lineage: Eukaryota; Metazoa; Chordata; Actinopteri; Anabantiformes; Osphronemidae
Gene: adnpa
Product: activity-dependent neuroprotector homeobox a
Exons: 4
Coding region: 349-2868 (839 amino acids)
Biological process (GO): regulation of gene expression
Cellular component (GO): nucleus
Source: RefSeq, a predicted model, not a curated record
CGCCUCAGUGGGAGCAGAUAAUGUUAGCUAACAGCUGUUCCGAGCACCGGUGCGAGCUACAAAACCAGCUUUAACGCUAUCCCACGAAACCCGAGCGGCGCGGGCAUGCGCCGCUUUUAGGUCGUACUGUUUUCCUGACAUUUGCAUCGUUCUGUCCGGCCUCUCGUCCCUCGAGCUACGUAGCAGCUGUAAGAAAAUGUGAAGCAGAUAGCGUAUUUAGCUCGCUGUGGAGCUGAGCAUCGGCACCGGCUCAGAGGAGGGCUAACGUCACCAUUAUUACCAAGUUCAUUGUUCGCUAACCAUAACCAGGGCACGUAAAGCCAGUCUCCACAAGCAUCCUACGGAGAGAUGUACCAACUCCCGGUAAAUAAUCUUGCAAGGAUCCGGAGAGCAAGAAAACAAGUGAAAAAAGCCCUUGGCGAUAUUGGACUGGAAUACUGCAAAGAUGCAGCAGAGGAUUUCAAAGAGUUUUGCCCUAAUGAGCAGUUUGUAAAGGGCAGUCUUUGUCUUGAUAUCUGCUCUUGGGAUCCAUCAUACUCUAAAACACAGGAAUACAGGUCAAAGCCCUUUUGCUGCACAGAGUGCCCCUUUUCUUCCAAGCACUACUCGGGCUACAAGAAUCACUUUCGGAAUGUACACAGACAAAUAUUUGAGAGCAAAAUUUUGCUCAACUGUCCGUACUGCGCGUUCACCGCAAACAAGAGGACUUUGGAGACGCACAUUAAAAUAUUCCACAAACCCAAUUCGGUACGACCAAAUUAUCAGAGUUUACAGGGAACCGCACUUGGGACGAAUGACAAAAGCUGUCUCGAUAGAGCCAGGCAGGCAGAUGGUGUGGAGAAAGCGAUGUACUUCUGCAAAAGAUGCACGUUUCGGGACGCGCUCUAUAACAUCGUGAGAAGGCACAUUUACAGGGAACAUUUUCAGCAUAUUGUCACACCAUAUUUUGGAGUAGUUUCAGAGUCCUCUGUCAAAAAUGGCGCUAAUCCUGUCAAUGGCAACAACAUCCUCUGCAAACGCUGCCAAUUUUCCACCCGUAGCUAUGAGGCCCUGGUGCAGCACGUUAUAGAAUAUCAUGAGCGCAUUGGUGGUCAAGUAACCACCAUGAUUGGACAUGCUAAUAUUGUCGUGUCCAGGUCUCAGACUGUAACACCAACUCAGAAGGCCCCAUUGACUGUUAGCAGGGGCCAAGUAAUUAGAACUGCACCAUUAACACAGUCAGUAAUUGGCCACUUAAAGCCAGCAGCUCCUGUUGGUAAAAGGUGGCACCCAAUUGUAGCCAACCCCACCCGUGCUACAGUUCCUGCCAGCGCUGUACCUGAAGGCAAUGCUACUACUGUAAACACAUCUCAGACACAGAAGUGGAAAAUAUGUACAGUUUGCAAUGAGCUUUUUCCAGAAAACCUCUAUAAUGCUCAUUUUGAGAGUGCACAUAAGGCAAAGAAAGUGUGGGCAUUGGCCAAGUACAUCAUGAAAAUCCACAACUUCACCAGCAAAUGUUUGCUUUGCAAUCGCUAUCUUCCCAGUGAUACACUGCUUAAUCACAUGUUAAUUCAUGGGUUAACCUGUCCACAGUGCCACUCUGCUUUCCAUAAUGUUGAGAAGAUCCUGGAGCAUGUGGCACAAACUCACCCCAAUGAUUUUGUUGGACCCCCUGGUGCAUCACCACUAACCUUUGAUCUCACUGUUAAACAGGACAACUCCAGCAAUGUUCAGCUGGUUGUUCUCACCUUCAACAUGAAGGAAUCCAUUAAUGGUCAAGAUCAGUCUGAGUCUGCUCAGAAAAGUGUUUCAGCUCUGGUCAAACUAAGCCCUCCGAAAAUGAUAGAAAAGAAAAGUGAGACGCCUGUUAAAAGUUUCCCUUCGUCGUCUCAGAAGAGUGAAGUGGGGAAAACUCUGUGUCCGCUCUGUUUCAGCAUCCUCAAAGGUCCCAUCUCCGAUGCGUUGGCUAUGCAUCUCAGAGAACGACACCAGGUGAUCCAAACAAUGCAUCCUGUUGAGAAGAAAAUGACAUACAAGUGUAUCCAUUGCUUGGGAGUGUACACAAGUAACAUGGUUGCCUCCACAAUUACUUUGCAUCUUGUGCAAUGCAGAGCUGUUGGUAGGAACCAAGCAAGCCAAAGCUUCAGGUCUGCCUUAACCCUUAACUCGUCUGGGGCUGGCUUCCUCAAGAGACAGCCAUCACUGCAGACCACAUCCAACCCCAAGAGGAUUAAGCUGAGCAAGGACACUAAGAUUUCCUCCACCGCGGUUGUAAGUCAGUCUGAAUAUGAUGGACUUGCUCUCGAUCCGAGAAGCUUUGAGCACAAGACAUACGAGGCCAGAAAAAACUUCCUGACUGCCUAUUUUAACCGGCGACCGUACCUUUCUCAUCCAGAAGAGGAUAAGCUGUCCGCAAGUCUGUGGCUGUGGAAGUCUGACAUUUCUAGUCACUUUGCGACCAGGCAAAGGAUUUGUGAGAAACAUUGUGAGACCAGUCAAGCAUCUGUUCUACUUGGCUUCGACAUGCACGAACUUAAAAAGGUAAAACAUGACAUGAUCUUCGAAGAGAGCACCUCCGUGAGGAGGUUGGGGAGCCUCAAGUCUGGUACGCCUAACACGAAGCAAAACAAGCCGCGUGGGACACUAAACUGUACCUUCAAACUCAGUACAUGCACAGAGACUAUUUCUAUUGACUCAGAUAGUGAAUCGGAAACCGAGACUAGACCUACUGAGAAUGGAACUUUGGACACCAACCAACACAAGAGAGUCAUAACCCAGGAAGCAGUAAGCCUUGCAGAAGAGACACAACCCGGAGCAGAGGGACCUUCUAGAGAGAAGCAUAGUUCGCAAGAAGGGAACACAAAUACUUGGAUGACUUUCAGUUAGUCUCACUGUUUGAUCUUAUGCCUAAAUUACUGCUUCGAUUUUUAAAGGAGUGUAUUUAUUGUAUUUAUUUAUUGAGCUGAGUAUGUAUUUGGUCACAAGUCAUUGAUUAAUUUAACAUUCAAUUUCCAGGAAUUGCAGAGAAGGAAAAGAAGGAAAAAUUGUAGUGCAUAAUUGUGAGUGUCAUGUCAUUGUAUAUAUUUUAGCCAUUGUUCUUUGUUAGUCUCUUCAUUCAGUCUGUGACAAGGAUUGCGAUUAUGCCAAGUUUCUCAUUUAAUAGGGGUUUUUCUCAACUGUGACAUUAACUGUAUGAUAUUGUUAUUUCACAGUUAGGACAUCUAGAAUAUGAUAAUUGCUUAACACAAUUUAAUAAAAAUGUUUGUUUAAUAAAAAA